Messenger RNA from Sinocyclocheilus grahami, 1189 nucleotides. RefSeq names its product N-acetylneuraminate lyase-like. Gene Ontology annotation, molecular function: lyase activity. The record is from RefSeq and is a predicted model, not a curated record. The transcript is spliced from 12 exons. The coding region runs from base 139 to 1062 and encodes 307 amino acids. Lineage: Eukaryota; Metazoa; Chordata; Actinopteri; Cypriniformes; Cyprinidae.
UGUCUUGUGCAGUAAUGUGACUUGCACACAAGCGCAGUACGACGGUCAGUACAGACACUGUCCGGUGAAUAGCGUUACUGCCCGAGCUCAUUAAACACGUUUAGCGAACGAGAGAGAAGUGUUGUUGUGCAUGCAGAGAUGUCUCGAAGCAUUAAAAAGCUCACUGGGCUCGUGGCAGCUACAUUCACACCACUCACUGCAGAAGGGGAGAUCAAUCUCUCUGUAAUUGGACCAUACAUUGAUUACCUAAUAGAGAACCAGAAUGUCAAGAGUGUGUUUAUUAAUGGCACAACAGGUGAGGGCUGUUCUCUAACUGUGGAUGAAAGGAAGCAGCUUGCUGCAGUGUGGUGCCAACAUGGCAAGGGCAAGCUUGAGCAAGUGAUUGUUCAUGUUGGCUGCAUGAGUAUAAAAGACUCUCAAGAACUGGCUCGGCAUGCUGCCAGUAUAGGGGCCGAUGGCAUAGCAGUAAUCUCUCCUUCCUAUUUCAUACCCGUUAAUGCAGAUGCAUUGAGGUUGUUUAUAAAGGAAGUGAGCACCUUUGCUCCAGAUCUUCCGAUGUAUUAUUAUCAUAUUCCAAGCAUGACUGGUGUUGCAUUCGAUGCGGCUGAUGUGCUAAAUGGGAUAGAGCAGGUGAUCCCCUCAUUUCAGGGAGUGAAAUACACUGGGACUGACCUGAGGGAUCUCGGGCAGUGUGUCUGUUACAGUCAGUCCCAUAACUGGUCUGUCCUGUUCGGAGUAGAUGAGCAACUCUUGGGAGCUUUGGUACUAGGUGUUCAUGGAGCAGUUGGGAGCACAUAUAACUACCUCGGAUGCAUAGUGAACAAGAUGCUUGCUGCUUUUGAUAAUGGCAACCACAUGCAGACCAGAGCGCUGCAGUUUGAAUUUAUGGAGGUUAUCACAUUUGCUAAGAACCUUGGUUUUGAUGUGUCCGUGAAUAAGCAGGUGAUGAGUGAAGUGUCAGGGUUAGCAAUGGGUCCCCCUCGACUCCCGCUGCUGCCAUGUCCUGUCUCAAAGGCCCAGGCUAUAGCACAGAAAGUCAAGGACUUCUCUCAGGGACAUUAAAAUGAAAGAAAUUUUAUUGAACCUACCUGGAACUCCAAACAAAUAAUUUGUGUUAGCGAGCUGUAAACUGUACCACAUUUUUUUACACUACAGUAUAUUGAUGUAUUGCAUGUUUUUUUUUUACAUU